AUGCGACAAGACGAGGAAAAUUCCGAGGAAGAGUUCGCAGAGAUUGAUCCCACUGGUCGCUAUGGACGAUAUAAUGAAGUUCUUGGCAAAGGAGCUUUCAAACAAGUAUACAGAGCGUUUGAUCAACUGGAAGGAAUCGAAGUGGCUUGGAACCAAGUUAAGCUAGACGAUAGACACUGUAGCUCAGAGGAUUUAGAACGUCUUUACUCUGAAGUUCACUUACUCAAAACCCUUAAGCACAAAAGCAUCAUCAAGUUCUACACUUCUUGGAUCGAUCACCAACACAUGACCAUCAACCUCAUCACCGAAGUCUUCACUUCCGGAAAUCUUAGACAGUACCGGAAGAAGCACAAGUGUGUUGAUUUAAGAGCACUAAAGAAAUGGUCAAGGCAGAUUUUAGAAGGGCUUGUUUAUCUUCACAGUCAUGAUCCUCCUGUGAUCCAUAGAGAUCUUAAAUGUGAUAACAUAUUGAUCAAUGGUAACCAAGGUGAGGUCAAAAUUGGAGAUCUCGGGCUAGCCGCCAUUCUGCAUCGAGCUCGCUCAGCUCAUAGCGUCAUCGGAACUCCUGAAUUUAUGGCGCCUGAACUCUAUGAAGAGGACUACAAUGUUCUUGUCGAUAUAUACGCGUUUGGAAUGUGUUUGCUUGAGCUUGUAACUUUCGAGUACCCGUAUGUCGAAUGUACAAAUGCUGCUCAGAUUUAUAAGAAAGUUACAUCGGGAAUCAAACCAGCUUCACUUGCAAAAGUGACUGAUCCGCAAGUGAAAACAUUCAUAGAGAAGUGUAUCGCAAAGGUCUCAGAACGCUUGUCGGCCAAGGAACUACUUGAUGAUCCUUUUCUGAAAUGCGAAAGUGUCACAUCUUACAAAGAAAACGGAUGCAAUGGAAGAGAAAGAGAAGAUAAACUCUCAGAUACUGCGGUAGGUUUAUUAACCGUAGAAGGCCAACGUAAAGACCUCAACACAAUCUUCCUUAAACUACGGAUCACCGAUUCCAAAGGUCAAAUCCGUAAUAUACACUUCCCAUUUAACAUAGAGACGGACACAUCUUUCUCAGUAGCCAUCGAAAUGGUCGAGGAACUAGACCUAACCGAUGAUCAAGACAUCUCAACGAUAGCUAAAAUGAUUGACGCAGAGAUACAUUCACACAUUCCCGAUUGGAUCCCUUCUAGUCUUAACGGAGAUUAUUCAACCAUGCAAAGAUGUUUAUCUUCUCCUCAUUCGCUGCAUUUAGAUAGAUUUCCCUCAGGAAGAAAAGUCUGGUCCUCUCCUAAAGCUGGAGAUUCACGUUCUCCCUUCGCUCAACGUUCUAGUUCUAAGCUUUCGUCGCCAUCAAAAGAACGCAUCAAUGAAAAAGAAGUUGGGAUUGUAGUUGAGAAACUUGAGUCUUUGUUGAGGAAACAGAGAGAUGAUAUUGAAGAGAUGCAUCGAGAUCAAGAACGUGCUGUUUGUCAGUUUUUGAAAGAGUUUCCUCCUGAGAUCUGUGAAGAGGCUUUGCUCAGAUUGCAAGCUAUGGAUUCCCACAGUUUGCUGUGUUAAAUUCUUUUGUUACAACAUGAGUACAUUUCUCCUCAACAUUUAUUUGGUUUGCAAUAUUAUGUUAUACUACAAACUAUUAUCGUGUAAGGAAAAUUAUCAUUUUAAUUAGGGUUUGACUGGUAAAAC
Eruca vesicaria subsp. sativa (arugula) is the source of this 1662-nucleotide messenger RNA. NCBI's taxonomy places the organism in Eukaryota, Viridiplantae, Streptophyta, Magnoliopsida, Brassicales, Brassicaceae. The record is from the annotation of a GenBank genome assembly.